CGAAGCAAAAAAGUUGAAAGAGAUGGUAUCAUAUUCAAAGACUUUAUUCACUAAUGGCAAACACCAUCCAAAUAAACAAACUUCACAAAGGUCCCACCUUGCUCACAAAAGCAGCCCCAUAAUAGUGGUUCUCUCCUUUGAAUUAGACAACUCCUUUUUCUUUCUCCAUUUGACAGUCAGACUUAUUGCUUGCCUUUCUUCUUUAGAUUGCUCAUUUCCUUGUGAUCUGAUACGAUGGAGAUUUUCAAAUGUUUGUACUUGAGUCUUCUCAUCACUUUCAUGUCAUUCACAGCAGUUUUAGCAAUGGAUCCCUAUACAGAGGCACUUCUUAGCCUGAAAGCUGAACUUGCAGAUCAUGAUAACAGUUUACAUGACUGGAUGGUUCAAUCUGGAAGAAACUUAACGAGAAAAUCCUACGCAUGUUCUUGGACUGGUAUCAAGUGUAACAAGGAUUCGACAAUUGUAACUUCAAUAGACCUGUCCGUGAAGAAUCUGGGAGGUGAGAUUUCAGGGAAGCAAUUUGGCAUCUUCACAAAACUUGCUGAUUUAAACCUGAGCAAUAAUUUCUUCUCUGGGAAGCUUCCUGUGGCACUAUGCAACCUCACAAACCUAAGAAGCUUGGAUAUUAGCAGAAACAACUUUUCUGGUCACUUCCCAGGUGAAAUUUCCUCCCUUCAAAAUUUACUUGUUCUUGAUGCCUUCAGCAACAGCUUCUAUGGACCAUUGCCUGUUGAGCUUUCCCAACUUGAGAAUCUCAAGGUUCUUAAUCUAGCAGGAAGCUACUUCAAAGGACCAAUUCCAUCUGAAUACGGUUCUUUUAGAAGUCUUGAGUUUCUUCAUCUUGCAGGAAAUUUUCUCUCUGGUAAUAUACCUCAAGAACUGGGUAACCUCAAAGCAGUAACCCAUAUGGAAAUUGGCUACCAUUCUUAUCAGGGCACUAUUCCAUCACAGUUAGGUAAUAUGAGUAAGCUUCAAUAUCUUGAUAUUUCUGGUGCAAAUCUAUCUGGGCCAAUACCAAACCAGCUCUCAAAUCUCACCAGUUUGCAAUCAAUGUUUCUAUUCACAAACCAGCUCACAGGACCAAUACCAAGUGAGUUUAGCAGAAUCAAAACUAUAAGAGAUUUGGAUCUUUCAGACAACCUUAUUUCUGGGUCCAUUCCUGAAAGCUUUUCACAGUUAAAGAACUUAAAACUGCUUAGUCUCAUGUACAAUGAUAUGAAUGGAACUGUUCCUGAAGGAAUUGCUCAAAUCCCAUCCUUAGAAACUCUUCUCAUUUGGAACAAUCGCUUUUCUGGAAUACUUCCGCAGAACUUGGGCAGGAGCUCAAAACUCAAAUGGGUGGAUGUUUCCACAAACAAUUUGAUUGGAAGCAUACCACCAGACAUUUGUGUGAGAAGGUCUCUAUUUAAACUAAUCCUGUUCUCGAACAGAUUUACAGGUGGUCUUCCACUGUCACUAUCCAACUGUUCUUCUCUUGUUCGACUUCGACUUGAAGAUAAUUCAUUGUCUGGGAAGAUUUCUUUGAAAUUCAGUCAUCUUCCUGAUAUCUCAUAUGUUGAUCUUUCUCGAAACAAGUUUGUUGGAGGAAUUCCCUCUGAUAUUUCUGAAGCUAAAAAACUUGAGUAUUUCAAUAUCACUCAUAAUCUGCAAUUGGGAGGCAUCAUCCCAGCACGGAUAUGGUCUUUGCCACUUGUUGAAAAUUUUUCAGCAUCUUUUUGUGGUAUUCUAGGCUAUCUUCCACCAUUUGAAUCCUGCAGAUCAGUUUCUGUCAUUGAACUGGACAGGAACAACUUAUCUGGAAGUGUCCCAAACAGUGUUUUCAAUUGCCAUGCACUAGAGUACAUAAACUUGUCCCACAAUAACCUGUCAGGUCAUAUACCUAAUGAGCUUGCAAGUAUCACUUCUCUCAGUGCUGUAGACCUAUCAAACAAUAACUUCAAUGGCUCAAUACCAGUAAAGUUUGGUAGCUCUUCGAGUUUGCAGCUUCUUAAUGUCUCUUUCAACCAUAUUUCUGGUUCAAUUCCCAAAGGAAAAACCUUUAAAUUGAUGGAUAGAAGUGCAUUUAUUGGGAAUUCAGAGUUAUGUGGAACACCUUUGAGACCAUGCCUUGUUUCAGUUGGAAUAUUCGAAAGCAAAGGGCCAUGGAAGCUUAUACAUAUUUUGCUAAUCUGUACUGGAUUGCUUACAUUUCUUGCAGCAUUAGUUUUUGGGACGCUUCAUUUCAAACAAGGAACUAAGAGUUGAUGGAAGAUGAUCUCCUUGUUGGAAAAUUCAAUGUAAAUAUUAAAAUUUUGUGGCCAUUAUUUAUUAAGCCUAAAAAAAGUGAUCUAUUUAGAUUGAAGUUUUGAGGCUUAGGGUUUUUAUUGUCAUGGAAUUAAUGCACAGGGACAAUAGUUUUGUUGAAGAGCACAAAUUGUAAAUAUCACAAACUUGAAUCUAUGGGGUUGUGGUCUUGA
Messenger RNA from Prosopis cineraria, 2456 nucleotides. RefSeq names its product leucine-rich repeat receptor-like protein kinase TDR. NCBI's taxonomy places the organism in Eukaryota, Viridiplantae, Streptophyta, Magnoliopsida, Fabales, Fabaceae. Gene Ontology annotation, molecular function: protein binding. The record is from RefSeq and is a predicted model, not a curated record. The transcript has a single exon. Bases 235 to 2244 code for a protein of 669 amino acids.